GUAGUAUAUGCUGACCUUGAACUCACUAUGCAGCCAAGGUUGGCUUCAAACAUGCUGCGAUCCUCCUGCCCCAACUACCCAUGCUCAGAUUUCAGGUGGGCACCAGCAUGCCCAGCUUGGACUGAGGUGUUUUUGAGUCACUAAAGCCUUAACGUCCCUGGCAGAAACCAGCCAACUCACCCAUUAGAACUUUGCAUAGUGUCCUCUCCAGUUCAAGUUCAGCCUCGAGCUUAGUAACAAAUGGGUGGUAGGCACUGGGUUGUAGGCACCAGGGCAAGCUGUUCAGAGGUUUCAUGGCUGUUACUCUUCAACUGUCAAUCUAAUUUCAACAUCUGCCAGUCACUGAGAGCUCAGCUCAUACAUAAGAAUGCGGGGUUCAGAGCCAGAAAGGAGGGUUUGUGUCCUACCCUACUUCACGAUACAAGUCACCAUCUCUGCAAAAACUUCUGUUCCGAGUACAUGAACCUCUGAGAUGGUAUGUUAGGAUUAAUAACUUGACAGAAUCUCCACCCUCCAGCCUUCAACAGAAGAGCUGGGUGUAACUCGGAUUCUGAGCAGCAUUUUCUGAGUCCAGUGUACCUGAUAGCCUUAAAACACUUCCCUAGUGCCAGCCACUGGGUUGACAUUAUAGACCUAACUUAACUGUAUCUCUCUGAUACCCAGUACCCAACACUUGGGGUGUGAGAUGGUUCAGGGAACCAAUCAGAGGCCAGGAUUUGGGGGUGGUGACUAUGAGAGCCUCACACCUGGGCUGUGAGGUCAGGGGACCUGGCCUCAAGAGACUUGGUAAGUGGAGCACGGGAAGGGGCUAAGCCUACACAGCUGGCCUGAGACUUUGCCCCAAGGACAAGGAUACCCAUAAAUAAAGCCAGGCUCAGUGUUCACCCUCAUACUUGCCACAAUGUUACUACUCAGCCUGACCCUUAGCCUGGUUUUCCUAGGCUCCUCUUGGGGUUGCGGCGUUCCUGCUAUCAGUCCAGCGCUGAGCUUCAGUCAGAGGAUUGUCAAUGGGGAGAAUGCGGUAUCAGGCUCCUGGCCCUGGCAAGUGUCCCUGCAGGACAGAAAUGGUUUCCACUUCUGUGGUGGUUCUCUCAUCAGCCCAAACUGGGUGGUGACUGCUGCUCACUGCAACAUCAGUCCUGGCAGCCAUUCUGUUGUCCUGGGGGAGUAUGACCUAUCAUCCAAGGCAGAGCCUGUGCAGGUGCUAGCCAUCUCAAAGGCCAUUACACAUCCAAGCUGGAACCCCACUACUCUGAACAAUGACCUGACGCUCCUGAAGCUGGCCUCACCAGCCCAGUAUACCACACGCAUCUCACCUGUCUGCCUGGCUUCCUCAAAUGAGGCACUCUAUGACGGCCUCAAGUGUGUCACCACUGGCUGGGGCCGCCUCAGUGGCGUGGGCAAUGUGACACCGGCACGUCUGCAGCAGGCAGUAUUGCCCUUGGUCACUGUGAAUCAGUGCCGACAGUACUGGGGCUCAAGUAUCACUGACUCCAUGAUCUGCGCAGGUGCCUCAGGUGUCUCCUCAUGCCAGGGCGACUCCGGAGGCCCUCUUGUCUGCCAGAAAGGGAGCACAUGGGUGCUUAUUGGUAUUGUCUCCUGGGGUACCACUAACUGCAAUGUGCAAGCACCCGCUGUAUAUACUCGUGUUAGCAAGUUCAACACUUGGAUCAAUCGGGUCAUAGCCUCCAACUGAGCCAACCAGAGGCCUUCUCCCCCAUUUCAACCUAAUAAAGACCCCAACCUCUUUCCUCUUGUAUAUUCUUGUCUUUCUCCUGGCUCAGGGAAAAGGAGAACCUCCUGGCUACCCAUACCCACACUUGAACUUUUAUCUUUUGACAGAAGGAGAGGUCAAGAUACCUUUACAGUAGCCAUCCCAGAUGAGGCUCCUAUCCUUCUUCCUCUGGGGCAAUUCUUUGGUCUCAAAGUACAGAGCUAGGGCUGUUGGCAUGAAUGGGCAGCCUUCCCUGGGGAGGGCACCCUGUUUAUUGAAUACAGGGAUACAUUUACAAACUGAAUACACAAAAUAAAUAACUGCACAUUCCCCAUCCAGGGUCCAAGAGAAGGCCUAAAUGAGCCUAUCAAAGGCCCCAAACUCCAAACUCCCUUGUCUUACUCUCAGGAUCAGGUUUACCCUGGGCAAGAGAGGAAAUAAAUCCCUAGGACUUUAAGACCCUAGAUAUUUGGGAAAGUGGCAGGAAAUUCUGAGGCUGUAAGCCUUGGCCUUUCUAUUCCCUCUUGCCCAGAGCAGUAGGUACAGAGGAAGGAGCAUAUAAGGCACAGUCGGCUUGGCACAGAGUGGUCUCUUAGGUUUGGUAUCUCACUGAUGGUGGCACAUA
Octodon degus (degu) is the source of this 2339-nucleotide messenger RNA. It is a transcript of the gene Ctrl, whose product is annotated as chymotrypsin like. The record is from RefSeq and is a predicted model, not a curated record. Lineage: Eukaryota; Metazoa; Chordata; Mammalia; Rodentia; Octodontidae. Gene Ontology annotation, molecular function: serine-type endopeptidase activity. The transcript is spliced from 7 exons. Gene Ontology annotation, biological process: proteolysis. The coding region runs from base 902 to 1696 and encodes 264 amino acids.